Molecule: messenger RNA, 5946 nt
Organism: Xenia sp. Carnegie-2017
Lineage: Eukaryota; Metazoa; Cnidaria; Anthozoa; Malacalcyonacea; Xeniidae
Product: TATA-binding protein-associated factor 172-like
Molecular function (GO): ATP binding; ATP hydrolysis activity; ATP-dependent chromatin remodeler activity
Source: RefSeq, a predicted model, not a curated record
AUGACAAGCAGACUUGACCGUUUGCUGGUACUUUUGGAUACCGGAUCAACGCCGGUCAUACGAAGAACGGCUGCCCAGCAGCUGGGUGAAGUUCAGAAACUUCAUCCCCACGAGCUGAACCUCUUGAAGCGGGUUCAUGUUCAUUUGAAAAGCAAUAACUGGGACACAAGAAUUGCUGCUGGUGAAGCUAUUGAAGCCAUAGCAUCAAAUGUUCCAAAAUGGGUACCUUAUGGAUGCAAAGCUCAAUGUGAUGAAGCAUCUGUUGUUCCAGGAAGUUUGGAAAAGAAACAAGAUAUGUUGAUGUUUGAAAAGUUUGACAUUACUCAUGUUUUGAAACAUGGCGAGGCUCUUCUGGGAUCAUCUGGUCAAGAAUAUGAUGUUGUAGAUGAGGAAUUGCUGGGACUUGAUGCCAAAGAGCGACUUGCUCGUCAGCAAGAAUUGCUUAGGAAGCGUUUAGGCCUGGUUCCUGGUCUUGAGACUAAUUUGGAUAUUGUUUUGGAUGAUGAAGAUAUUUUGUCACCACAUCUUGUGGUGAAGAAAUCUUUUCAAAAACAAAGGUCAAGGGAAUGUCAGUCAACAGCAGAUCUUGUUGCUGCGGAAAUUGCUGCAAUUUCAAAUUCCGCUGGGAUGAGCUCGCGAGAAAAGAAUCGAGCCAAGAGGAGAGUGAAGAUUAUAGCGAAACAGAGAUCAAGAGAAAAUAAUUCCCCUUCUACUCCAAAAGACGAGAAAGAAUUUCUACCAGAAAAGAAAAUGAAGCUCACAGCACAAGUUGUUGUCGAUCAGCCGGAGGAUCCUGACAAGAUUGUCAUUGAUUCCAUUCCUGACACAACAUCGUGGAUUGAAGAGGAAGUUGAAUGGCCUUUUACAUUGUUUUGCCAAGAACUUUGCCAUGAACUCUUCCAUCCAUCUUGGGAGGUACGUCAUGGUGCUGCUAUAGGUUUGAGGCAUAUUGUACGUAUACACGGCACUGGAGCUGGUAAAAGAACGGAUACUCCUCAGGACGAAAUGAGGACUGCCAACGAGCUAUGGUUGGAAGAUAUGUCUUUAAAGUUGUUAUGUGUGUUUGCAUUAGAUCGUUUUGGUGAUUUUGUAACGGAUGAGGUAGUUGCUCCAGUACGCGAAACUUGUGCUCAAACCCUGGGCGUUGUCGUGAAACAUAUGAAAUGUGAAGCAGUCAAGAGUAUAUUAAACAUCUUGCUGACACUGCAGGCUCAAAACGAGUGGCAAGUGAGACAUGGGGGACUACUGGGGAUCAAGUAUUUGCUUGCCGUUCGGAAAGAUAUGACCGAGCAGUUACUUCCUCUCGUGCUGUCUCCUCUAACUACCGGAUUAGAAGAUUGUGAUGAUGACGUCAGAGCUGUGUCAGCGACGGCGAUGUUACCAGUUGUUGAUCAAAUGUUAAAGUUGAGCGUUGCUAAGAUUCCGUCUAUCCUUUGGAUCCUAUGGGAAUCCUUGUGUCUUCUAGAUGAUCUUUCUGCAUCUACCAGUAGCAUUCUUAUGUUGUUAGCCGCCAUCGUAUCGUCUUCUCGAGCUCAAUCGGAAUGGGCCGUGACCGGACGUCAAGAUAUUUCGUUGAGUUGUGUCUUACCCAGACUGUGGCCGUUUCUUCGUCAUAAUAUCUUGUGCGUACGGGCCACACUUCAAACUUUGAAGGUCAUCCUUGAUACGUCGGAUGUACGUUCAAAUGAGCUUGCUCCAUUGGAUUUCUGGUUGACACCAAUACUGGAAAACGCAAUGCGAUAUUGCUUUGAAAGAUUUCUUGUCGAACAAGACAUUGAACUACUUGGAUUGCUUCAAGAGGUGUGGAGGAGCAUUAUUCGUUGUGGACAAUACAAGCAAGUAGCUCAUCUGACGUCACAAUGGGGCAAUGUUUGGUUGUCGCUAUCAAUGUAUCCAAAGUCAGCGGAAUUCAAUGAAGCCCUUGUUAUCAGCACUCCAGCACAAGUUAAGGAAGGCGCUAAAAACGCUGUGGUUACUGACCGUAUAGGAGGUUUGUUGGUUGGUAAAACUCUCUCUGAAGUUGAAGCUAUUAUCUUACGUUGUAGACACGCCGCUGCACGUGCAUUGGGGUUCCUUUGUUGUCAUCUGAGUACAUUCGGUGAUGAUGCGUGUUUAGCUGUGUUGGAUCUCAUCGUGCAAUGUCUCCACGGAGCGCUUAGUUCAAACUCCUCUUCUCAACAUAUCAUUGUUUCCAUGACAAUCACAGAAUGGGCUUCACUUGAUAAGAAUCAUAAACAUUUGUCUACGCUUUCUACCAAACUUAUUGAAAAUCUGACCUCGUCUGUCGUUUACGAUGAAGUCAGUUUAUUAUUUACGAGAUUGCAAACGGAUUGUCAGAACUUGCAAAACACGUUUCAAGAGAAAGGAAUCAGCACUUCACCCCAGAAUAAUUCAAAUUAUCACACAAUUGAAUCUGCUUCAGCUCUUGUCUCUAAUGUUUUUCAAGAAGCUGUAAAAAUUUUACCGUCCAAAGACAUCAGUGCUCUUGAAGGCAAGCGUCAACAUCUUGUAUCAACUAUUGGACAACUACAGAGUGAAUAUGAGAAACACAGCAUUCGUGUAUCUUCCGUCAUUGCUGGGGCUCUCGUCACAAUGAACGCAUUACCUUCCAAACUCAACCCGAUCAUUCGACCGUUAAUGGAGGCUAUAAAAAAGGAAGAGGAUGCAGGCAUGCAGCAAUUUGCCGCCUGUAACUUAACCAAGUUGUUGGAAUGUUGUCUUCAAAGAAUGCCAUGUCCCAAUGCAAAAAUUGUAAAGAAUCUUUGCUCGUAUGCUUGCAACGAUCCUAACCAGACUCCAAUCAUCGCGCGCCAAAUGGAAACUCCUUCAAACUCCCAUUCUGGAUCAACGAAUAUAGAAAUGGACAGUUGCUACACUGGCAUAAUUACUUUAUAUAAGCAGAACAAAAGUAAUUUAUCUAACACCAAGAAAGAUGUAUCCAAAGUUGGUGUUGCCUCGGACAUGCCGUCGUCAGUGAAUGACACACAAAAAGAUGAGGAGCAUAGAAAGAACGUGCGACUGCAAAGGAUUGGGUCGGAGAUAACGUUACGUAAUUGCAAGACAUUUCAAGGAGGAUUUGCCGCAAAAUCCCGAACUUUGGGAUGGCUGACACAAACUCUUGGAAGGAAUCUUUCAGAAGAGGAUGUUGAAAAACUUCGCAACAACGUUACGUCGGCUCAAGAAAUUGUAAACACGUUACAGUUACUGGAACUUCUUAUUCCAGCUCUUCACGAAAACUUACAGAAAAAGAUUUUCGAUCUUAUGCCCACAAUCCUUCAGUGUAUUGUACAUCCGUACAACAGCGUACGUCACAUGGCUGCGAGAGUAGUGGGAACAUUGAGCAUAUUGUUUAGUUCAAACGUGAUGGAGAUUUUAUUGGAAAAAGUUAUUCCCCUUCUAAAUGAUGGGGAGAAUGUUGGUGGUCGAGAGGGAGCAAUAGAGACGAUAUAUUACAUUACGACUUGUCUUCAAGUUGAUGUUAUACCUUACACAGUUUUGCUCAUCAUUCCAACGUUAGGAGCAAUGAGUGAUUACUCGGAGCAUGUGAGACUCAUGGCGGCUCAAUGCUUUGCAACCUUAAUAAGUCUAAUUCCUCUAGAGUCAUCCUCGAAAUCUGUGCAACUGUCAGAAUCACUGAGCUGUAAACGUGACAAGGAAAGACAUUUUCUACAACAAUUGUUCGGCGAAGCUAGCUUAGAUAAUUUCAUAGUUCCUGUACCAAUCAAGGCAGAAUUAAGAAAGUAUCAACAGGAUGGUGUAAAUUGGUUAGCGUUCCUGAGGAAAUACAAACUCCAUGGUAUACUCUGUGAUGAUAUGGGACUGGGUAAGACUCUUCAGACGAUCUGUAUGGUAGCUGGUGACCACCAUGAGAAAAAAGUUGCUAUCAACGAGCACGACGGGAACAAUCAUCAAAUUUUGCCAUCUCUUGUGGUUUGUCCUCCUACCCUCACCGGUCAUUGGUGUUACGAGGUCGAAAAGUUCGUCACUAAAGACUUCCUUAAUCCGUUGCAUUAUACUGGAUCACCGGGAGAAAGAUACCGGUUGAGGGAGAAAGUCAAGCGACAUAAUCUUGUUGUAGCGUCUUAUGAUAUUGUUCGUAAUGACAGUGACUUUUUCAAAUCGAUUUCCUGGAAUUACUGCGUUUUGGACGAAGGACACAUCAUAAAGAAUGCAAAAACAAAAAUGUCUAAAGUCAUAAAAGAAUUACGAGCCAAUCAUCGUCUUAUUUUGUCAGGAACGCCAAUACAGAACAAUGUUCUUGAAUUGUGGUCGCUGUUUGAUUUCCUCAUGCCUGGUUUCUUGGGCAGCGAGAAAAAAUUUCAAGCGCAAUAUGGAAAACCGAUUUUGAUGAGCAGAGACGCAAAAUCUUCGUCGAAAGAGCAAGAGGAAGGUGCAUUGGCUAUGGAGGCCCUACAUCGUCAAGUUUUACCAUUCCUUUUACGAAGAAUGAAAGAAGAUGUCUUACAAGAUUUACCUCCAAAAAUUAUCCAGGAUUAUUAUUGUGAGCUAUCUCCAUUACAGCUGCAAUUAUACGAAGAUUUUGCGAAGAGCAAAGCGAAACAAGAUGUAGAGAGCAAUCUGAAUGAAGAUGGUGAAAAGCUUGACAAAAAGAGAGGAUCGACGCACGUUUUCCAGGCUCUUCAAUACUUGAGGAAAGUAUGUAACCAUCCUGCCCUAGUUUUAACUCCCACUCAUCCUGAAUAUGAGCGAAUCAUGGCACAGCUAAAGAAUCAGGCGACAUCACUUCAUGACAUUAAUAACGCCAGUAAACUGGUUGCUUUAAGGCAACUUCUUCAAGAUUGCGGUAUUGGAGUUAGUCAGUCCUCAGAAACGGAAGCAAUUGUGUCGCAACAUCGCGUUUUGCUUUUCUGUCAGUUCAAAAGCAUGUUGGAUAUCAUCGAGAGUGAUCUAUUCAAGUGUCAUAUGCCCACUGUGACGUAUCUCCGUUUAGAUGGUAGUACAGCGGCUGGCCAACGACAUUCGCUUGUUCAAAGAUUUAACGAUGAUCCUUCAAUCGAUGUCUUACUUUUGACGACGCACGUCGGAGGUCUGGGUCUUAAUCUCACUGGAGCAGACACUGUGAUAUUUGUUGAGCACGACUGGAAUCCAAUGAAGGACGCGCAGGCCAUGGACCGAGCCCAUCGUAUUGGACAGAAGAAAGUAGUCAACGUCUACAGACUAAUCACGCGUGGAACCCUCGAGGAAAAGAUAAUGGGACUUCAAAAAUUCAAACUGAACAUCGCGAAUACGGUCAUCACCCAGGAAAACUCAAGUUUUGCCGCCAUGGAUACGUCAAAUAUGUUAGACUUGUUCACAGUCGAUAAUAAGAAAGAGAAAAAGUCAACUGCUAGUAAAUCAUCAGCAAAAACAUCGAUGUCCGAGAUUCUGGAGAAUUUAGGCGAACUGUGGGACGAAGGACAGUACGAACAAGAAUAUGAUCUCAACACUUUUAUGAAUAAACUAGCGUCAUGACGAAAAUCAUAAUUAUGUUGCUUAUCAUAGUUAUGUCAUAAUUGUACACGUUAUUAAGUCACGUGUAUGGACAAAAUUACGUGGUCUUUAAACAUUUGCGUGGCCUGGGUACGGCGAGGUUUCGUGUAGCGUAUAUGGUGAAUGAGUGAAACACUGAAACAACUCUCACCCCAAGUUAAGGAUUGUGGAUUCAAAUAAUGACUUAUGAAUAAGUCCUUGUGGUAAUCUACUUUGUGUAACUUAUUUGUCCCAACAAGAAGACCUGCUUAAAAACUUUUGCGUCAAAACGUAGCUAAUGGAAAGAAAGCAGUUUUGUGUAAUUUGGACUUGUUACGUAGGUUGAAACAGGGGUUGUAGUGACAUUGAUGGAUACACUGUGAUUUUUGCUCGAGCGCCGUACGUAUAGUAAUUUAGUACAUAUUCAGGAGUCGUUUCAUUCAAUGAAGAUUAAACUCAAUUUGAAAUUGUGUAAAA